AAGUUAGUUUGUGGAUAACAAUGUUGAUAACGGUAAAGGAAGCUUACGCUUCUUCUCCCCUCUGUUUCUGGCUAAAUCGUCUCAAGGCAAAACACUCUAAAGCACUCAAAACUUCAAUUUGCCAAGCCAGUUUCUCUGUCCAGAGAAGACCUGUCAUGACCACCCACUCAUGGUAUCCUGGGCAUGUUUCUACCAGCAGCAAUGAGGUAGCAAUUUUUGAUCCCUUGGGUAUUAACUCAGAUUUAAAUUCUGCUCUAAAUUCUACCUGCAAAAAUCUGGUGAGCUUGUUUUCACAAACAUUUGAGAGUGCUUCAAGAACAGAAAAGGAAAAGCCUAACCCUUCUCGAGGAGUAGCAGCUGCAAUAGAGGAUAGUUCAAUUGAUUUUGGUGACUUCUUUAAAGGUCCACUGCCAGGAAAGUUUCUCAAGCUUUUAGGGUUUCUCGCCUUGUCUCGGCUUGGUGUGUACAUACCUCUAGGUGGAGUUAAUAGAGAGGCUUUUGUUGGAAAUUUGGAUCAGAACAGUUUAUUAAGCACUCUGGACUCAUUUUCUGGAGGAGGUAUUGGUAGACUUGGGAUAUGUUCCCUUGGGAUCGUUCCCUUCAUCAAUGCACAGAUUGUUUUCCAGCUUCUAGCACAAAUAUAUCCCAAGUUGCAAGAUCUUCAGAAAAGAGAAGGUGAGGCUGGAAGAAAGAAAGUUCUUCAGUACACUCGAUAUGCUUCAGUUGGAUUUGCCAUUGUACAGGCAAUUGGCCAAGUUCUUUACCUACGUCCCUAUGUCCACGACUAUACUGUAGAGUGGGUUCUUUCUUCUGUUAUCUUAUUGACUCUUGGCUCUGUGUUUACAACUUACAUCGGUGAACGAAUUACAGACCUAAAACUUGGGAAUGGCACCUCUCUUUUGAUAUUCACGAACAUUAUCUCGUACUUGCCGGCUUCUUUUGGUAGGACAUUUGCACAAGCAUUUAACGAUGCUAACUACAUUGGACUUGUUACCAUCAUUGUGUCCUUCUUUCUGUUGGUAGUUGGUAUUGUCUAUGUUCAGGAAGCAGAGAGAAAAAUUCCUCUUAACUAUGCUUCUAGACUCACCAACAGAAGUAGAGGACUUGAAAAAUCUGCUUACCUACCCUUUAAGGUAAAUAGUUCUGGAGUAAUGCCCAUCAUAUUUUCUACAUCAUCAUUGGCUCUUCCUGGUACUUUGGCACGAUUCACUGGGUUAAGUGCGCUAAAGAAAGCUGCAUUAGCUUUGAAUCCAGGGGGUUCCUUCUAUCUUCCUUUUAACAUACUUUUGAUAGCCUUCUUCAACUACUAUUACACUUUCCUACAACUGGACCCUGAUGAUAUGAGUGAACAAUUGAAACGCCAAGGUGCUUCAAUUCCACUUGUCAGACCAGGCAGAAGCACAGCUACAUUUAUCAAAACAGUACUUAGUCGAAUAUCAGUUCUGGGUUCAACAUUUUUGGCUAUCUUGGCUGCUGGUCCAGCUAUUGUUGAGCAGACAACACACUUGACUGCAUUCCGGGGAUUUGCCGGAACAUCUAUUCUUAUACUUGUUGGUUGUGCAACAGACACAGCUAGAAAAGUUCAAGCUGAGAUUAUAUCCCAAAAGUACAAGAACAUAGAAUUCUAUGACUUUGAUAAGUAUUGAUCAUGAAACGAUUGCUGGUUUUAAAAACUUGAUGUGCAGCUAUAUAAUUCUCCUAAAAGGGAUGUUCUCGAAUGAGUCGAAAAGUCUCAGUUAUCUGUAUUAGCAUUACGCGUCCAUUUUAUAUCGGCCUGUAAAUAAUGCUGUUGAGCAGCGAUUUAUUUUAUUUGUUGUUCAAAAGACGAAUUGGAAAAUCCAUCCAGUUUUUCGUGUGGUAACUGGUUUAUCAAUCAAAGGAAAUGUAUACAAAGGGGGGCAACUUAUUGCAGCCCAGUUUUUACAGUGAUUUUUAUUUUA
Molecule: messenger RNA, 1940 nt
Organism: Gastrolobium bilobum
Lineage: Eukaryota; Viridiplantae; Streptophyta; Magnoliopsida; Fabales; Fabaceae
Product: preprotein translocase subunit SECY, chloroplastic
Exons: 8
Coding region: 21-1646 (541 amino acids)
Biological process (GO): SRP-dependent cotranslational protein targeting to membrane, translocation
Cellular component (GO): chloroplast thylakoid membrane
Molecular function (GO): transmembrane protein transporter activity; signal sequence receptor activity
Source: RefSeq, a predicted model, not a curated record